ACACCACCACUGCUAUACCCUGUGACGUGAUGGAGAAAAGCAUUUGAUAAGGGAAUGGAUUCACUCAUAUGGAAACAGUCGCGAUUUCGCAAGUUAUAAGAACCCAGAAUUCUCUUCACAAUGCCGGUAUUCGCUUUCGAACAACAGUUCGCUGAGCAGCUGCAGAUCGCUCGCCCACCAUGCGCAUGAUCCCCUCGCUGUGUGCGGCAGCACUGCUCUUCCGCAGCGCGCUGGCCGUGACCAUCCCCGAGAUCAAUGGCGACCGAUACGUUUCUUCCUACCAAGGCAAACGAGUCUCCGGUCUCAAGGGCCUCGUCACAGCCAAAGGUUCCAGCGGGUUCUAUCUUCGCGCCACGGAUGCCGAUUCAGACUCCCGCACCUCCAACUCCAUCUACGUAUAUGGAAGCAGUGGAGUGUCUCAAGUCACGGUCGGCGAUAUUGUCACUCUAAGUGGCAAGGUCACAGAAUACCGAUCCUCGUCCAGCUACGUCUAUAGUACUGAGAUUGAGUCGCCAUCCGACAUCCAGGUGCUGUCCAGCGAUAAUACUGUAACCCCCGUCGUCAUUGGAAAGGAUAAUCUGGAUCCUCCUACCGAGCAGUACUCUUCCCUGGACAAUGGCGAUGUCUUCAGCCUGCCCGGCAACUCCAGUCGGCUCUCCACUGCGAAUCCGGUUUUGGAGCCGACCGAGUAUGGCAUGGACUUCUGGCAGAGCCUGAGUGGUGAACUGGCGACCCUGACUGGACUCACAGCCAUCAGCAAGGCCAAUUCAUACGGGGAUACCUGGGUGAUUGGUGACUGGCCAGUGACGGGGAAGAAUGACCGGGGCGGGCUGACCAUGCGUGCAAAUGACUCAAACCCGGAAUCCAUCGUCAUCGGCUCUCCGUUGGAUGGGACUAAGAACCCAACUGAUACUAAACUGGGUGAUACCCUCGAGGAUAUAACUGGAAUCAUCACGCAGGCAUAUGGAUUCUACACGCUGCUGCCUCUGACGGCCUUGACGAAGACCGGGUCCAACACCACGGAGGCGACAGCAACCACCCUCCAGGCAGAUGGAACCUGUAGUUCAAUCACCAUCGGAGAUUACAAUGUUGACAAUUUCUCUCCACAGUCGAGCACCAUGAGCGGGAUUGGGGAGCACAUCGCCAAGUAUUUGAACAGUCCGACCGUCUUGUUCUUGCAGGAGAUCCAGGACAACAGCGGAGCAACCGACGACGGUGUCGUCUCCGCCAACGAGACACUGUCCAAGCUCGCUAGCGCAGUCAAAGAGCACGGCGGAGUCGCGUACAACUACACUGACAUCGAUCCGGAGAAUGACACGAACGGCGGAGAACGCGGCGGUAAUAUCCGGCCAGCCUACCUCUUCGACCCAUCGGUGGUCCGACUGCGAAACUACAAUCCCGGGUCCAGCACCGACUCCACCUCCGUCCUCUCCGACGGCAGUCUAAGCUACAACCCAGGUCUGAUUGAUCCCUCUAACGAGGCCUGGGAUGACAGUCGCAAGCCAUUGGUAGCCCAAUGGGAGACCCUGGACGGCAAGAACACAUUCUACACGAUCAAUGUGCACUUCACCUCCAAAUAUGACAGCACUUCGCUGGAGGGCGAUCCGCGACCCCCCGUAAACGGAUGGGUGGAGAACCGCGUGGACCAGGCUAAAGUGGUUGCUAAAUUUGUGACCUCCAUUCUGGAUGUCAAUUCCGACGCGAAGAUUAUUACUGCCGGUGACUUUAACGAGUAUGCAUUUGUCGAGCCUCUAGAGGUGUUUGUCUCCGAGUCCAAGCUGCAGGACCUUGAGGAGGUCACUGGCAUCCCUGCGACCGAGAGGUAUACCUAUCUGUAUAACCAGAACUGCGAAUCGCUGGACCACAUGUAUGUGAGUUCUGCGUUGACGUCCGGGGCCAAGAUGGAGCAUAUUCAUGUCAACUCGUGGGUGUCGACGGAUGAUGAGUUGUCGGAUCAUGACCCUACAGUCGCGUUGUUCAAUAUGUGCGAGUAAGCACCAGCACCUGGUUCUCUUUCCCCAUGCCCCGAAGCUUCUAUUUAGAAGCAAGCGGUUGCAUGCCCAUGCUUAAUAGAGAAGGGUCCGCAAACCCGGAUCUAAUCAAGCUGGGACUCACAUGACAGCACGAUAAAAUCUUUCAUCAGUGGAGCCACCAACCCAUCGGACAAGCAAUACUUGAAUAAUUGAGUUUUGCUUGUCUCCAAAUAUUUAUUAAUCUCGUAUUGCCGCGUAGCGAUGUGUGCCUGGCAUGGUUCGUUUCAUUUUCAUUGCUUCAUCUGUGCUGCUCCACUCACUGCCGCAUCCGGAGUUCAUGACUCGAGCGGGAUUAUUAAUGCCUGAGGCAGAAAGUAAAGACAAUGAAUGUAUGUUGCCAUGUUAUGUGAAAGCUAUCCAAUCC
Molecule: messenger RNA, 2397 nt
Organism: Aspergillus welwitschiae
Lineage: Eukaryota; Fungi; Ascomycota; Eurotiomycetes; Eurotiales; Aspergillaceae
Product: endonuclease/exonuclease/phosphatase family protein
Exons: 4
Coding region: 180-1994 (604 amino acids)
Molecular function (GO): catalytic activity
Source: RefSeq, a predicted model, not a curated record